Molecule: messenger RNA, 318 nt
Organism: Gongylonema pulchrum
Lineage: Eukaryota; Metazoa; Nematoda; Chromadorea; Rhabditida; Gongylonematidae
Source: the annotation of a GenBank genome assembly
AUGCGAAGGCCUGUUGUUUCAGCAACGCCAGCGUCAACAACAAGUACGCAAACAGCACGGAAGGCUCGUGGAGCUGUAACCAUUUCGGAGAAUAAGUGUAACAGCAUUAUUCUGGAAGAUCUACUCACAAAGAACAUCAACGAAACGGAUCCCGUAGCGUCCAAACGAGCAAUCCAUAAAGCCGCUCAGGAGCAAGUUAAUGAUGCUGUCAUCGACAUUAUUUGUUCCGACGCUGGUUUUACAUACAUCGUCAGUACGUCUGAAUACUGUGAAGCACAGAAGGAGAAAGUCAUAUGUUUUAUCUACAAAAAGCCCUAA